Messenger RNA from Corylus avellana, 1164 nucleotides. RefSeq names its product pfkB-like carbohydrate kinase family protein (gene SOS4). Gene Ontology annotation, molecular function: pyridoxal kinase activity. Gene Ontology annotation, cellular component: cytosol. Gene Ontology annotation, biological process: pyridoxal 5'-phosphate salvage. NCBI's taxonomy places the organism in Eukaryota, Viridiplantae, Streptophyta, Magnoliopsida, Fagales, Betulaceae. The record is from RefSeq and is a predicted model, not a curated record.
UAUGUUAUUGCGGUCUCAACUCAUUGGCCGUCCUCAGUUGGGAAUUUUCCGAAGAAGUCACAUUUUACGGUCAAGGAGCUCGAGAAAUUCUGAAAUGGCACCUCCGAUCCUUUCCUUGGUUCUGCCCUCGGAGACCGGUCGAAUUCUCAGUAUUCAAUCUCACACAGUUCAGGGAUACGUUGGAAAUAAAUCAGCCGUCUUCCCUCUCCAACUAUUAGGCUAUGAUGUGGAUCCAAUUAAUUCAGUGCAAUUCUCAAAUCACACAGGAUACCCAACUUUUAAGGGCCAAGUUUUGAAUGGACAACAGCUAUGGGAAUUAAUAGAAGGUCUUGAAGCAAAUAAUUUAUUGUACUACACUCAUUUAUUGACAGGUUAUAUUGGUUCAGUUUCUUUUUUGAACACUGUAUUGGAAGUUGUGAAGAAGCUUCGUUCGGUAAAUCCAAAACUUACAUAUGUCUGUGAUCCAGUGAUGGGUGAUGAAGGAAAGCUCUAUGUCCCUCAAGAGCUGGUAUCAGUAUAUCGUGAGAAGGUUGUCCCAGUGGCUUCAAUGUUGACUCCCAACCAGUUUGAAGCAGAACAGUUGACUUGUUUCAGGAUUGGCUCUGAAAGAGAUGGCCGUGAAGCUUGUAACAUCAUUCAUGCCGUAGGACCAUCAAAGGUUGUGAUUACAAGCAUAAAUAUAGAAGGCAAUCUUCUCCUUAUUGGCAGUCAUCAGAAGGCAAAGGAUCAAUCUGCUGAGCAAUUUAAGAUUGUUUUCCCCAAAAUUCCUGCAUAUUUCACGGGAACAGGAGAUCUUACGACUGCUCUUCUACUUGGUUGGAGCAAUAAAUUUCCUGACAACCUUGACAAAGCAGCAGAGCUUGCAGUAUCAAGUGUGCAGGCACUUUUGCAGAGGACAGUGAAUGACUAUAGAAGCGCGGGACACGAUCCCCAAUCAAGCAGUCUGGAGAUUCGUUUGAUUCAAAGCCAGGAUGACAUUCGCAAUCCAGAAGUUAAAUUCAAAGCUGAAAAAUACAACUAAAGGGGUUAAAUGCUUUAGACCAUAUUUAAAAAUCAUGCUUUAUCUGAUACUAGUACCCAAUCUUUAGGUAUAUUUUAUAAAAAUAAAAUGUGGAUUUAUACACUUUUGUUUUUCCAUAAAUAAAAAGCAUUUUGUUUGUUUUC